This is a messenger RNA of Physella acuta, 789 nucleotides long. RefSeq names its product putative proline-rich protein 21. The record is from RefSeq and is a predicted model, not a curated record. Lineage: Eukaryota; Metazoa; Mollusca; Gastropoda; Physidae.
AUGCCCUUUCACCCGUCCAGAAUGCCCUAUAACCAGUCCAGAAUGCCCUAUAACCAGUCCAGAAUGCCCUAUAACCAGUCCAGAAUGCCCUAUAACCAGUCCAGAAUGCCCUAUAACCAGUCCAGAAUGCCCUCUAACCAGUCCAGAAUGCCCUAUAACCAGUCCAGAAUGCCCUAUAACCAGUCCAGAAUGCCCUCUAACCAGUCCAGAAUGCCCUUUAACCAGUCCAGAAUGCCCUUUCACCCUUCCAGAAUGCCCUCUAACCAGUCCAGAAUGCCCUUUCACCCGUCCAGAAUGCCCUUUCACCCGUCCAGAGUGCCCUUUCACCCUUCCAGAAUGCCCUCUAACCAGUCCAGAAUGCCCUUUCACCCUUCCAGAAUGCCCUCUAACCAGUCCAGAAUGCCCUUUCACCCGUCCAGAAUGCCCUUUCACCCGUCCAGAGUGCCCUUUCACCCGUCCAGAGUGCCCUUUCACCCUUCCAGAAUGCCCUCUAACCAGUCCAGAAUGCCCUUUCACCCGUCCAGAAUGCCCUUUCACCCGUCCAGAGUGCCCUUUCACCCUUCCAGAAUGCCCUCUAACCAGUCCAGAAUGCCCUUUCACCCUUCCAGAAUGCCCUCUAACCAGUCCAGAAUGCCCUUUCACCCGUCCAGAAUGCCCUUUCACCCGUCCAGAGUGCCCUUUCACCCGUCCAGAGUGCCAUUUCACCCGUCCAGAAUACCCUUUAACCAGUCCAGAAUGCCAUUCAACCAGACCAAACGAGACCCAUACAUGAAAUCCCGUGAUCCUUAG